Messenger RNA from Zea mays, 2853 nucleotides. Its product is annotated as scarecrow-like protein 30. Lineage: Eukaryota; Viridiplantae; Streptophyta; Magnoliopsida; Poales; Poaceae. The transcript is spliced from 2 exons. The record is from RefSeq and is a predicted model, not a curated record. Bases 720 to 2657 code for a protein of 645 amino acids.
ACUGACGUGCGGGGUAGACUCAGACUGACCCCGCACGUCAGUGCCCCAUAUCCCUGUCCAUGCAGCUGCGCCAGGCGGCAAACCAACCAGCUCUCGUGCGCAGAAAAUCCCGCGCCGUUCCCCACGCGUCACCGUGGUGCGCCGCCCCCUUCCUCUCCCGCUCCCCUCCACCUCGACUACCAAAACACUGAUCCGGUCGCUGAUUCGCUGGUGCUGCUGCAGUUUAGGCUAAACAAAUCACCCAGUUGACGAAGAGGGAGCUGCUGCCGCGGUCCUGGCCCAGCUCGAGAGAAGUCUUUUGGUCUUGGCCUCUUGCUGCCGCUGCCCCCCAAUCGGCGCCGCUUUGCUUCCUGGUUUCCGCAAGGUUCCACACAUCAGCAUCCGAGACUUGGGAUGGAAGGCACGGCGUCUUCUUGGAGCCGCGACUAGGGUGGGAAGGAAAGUUACUUGCUGCCGUCUUCGCGGUCUUUGCGCAGGCAGGGUAGAGCCGGAGAUCAGAGAUCUUGAUGCAGACAAGUCCUUCGGCGUGCAGGUUCUCUCUAAGCGGAAUCCUUGUGUUCUUGAGAGAGAGAGAGAGAGAGAGAGAGAGAGAGAGAGAGAGAGAGAGAGACUCAGAAAGGUAGCGCAGAGGUGAGAUUUGUAACCUGUAAUAAGUGACUUGUGGCGCUGAAGAUCGAAAGUCAGAGAAAUCUUGUGGAUACAAGCUCCACCUCCAAGGAAUGAUAAUGGACCCUCGUCCUCGUGACGAUCCCAACCUCGGUGCUCGAUUGCCCACCCCAAAUCCACCCGCACCUCACAUGAUUAGCUUCUCCCUCCAGCAGCCACAGCUUCAGUUCUUCCCUUCGUAUGGAUUCCACGGCCACAGCCACAGCUCUCCUGUCAGCUCGCAUCCAUCUCCACCCUCGGCCAUGCCUGGCUGCACCACGCCAAGCCCGGCAUCGACAACCACAACCGAGCCAGACAGCGUCGAGGAUUUUUCCGAGACUGUUGCUGACGACGCGGUCCUAGCAUACAUCAACCAGUUCCUUCUUGAAGACGAGGACGAGGAAUCCUAUCCUAUUACCAGCGCGCCUGUGGAGGAUUCAGCACUCCUCGCCGCCGUCGAGAAACCAUUCGUCGACAUCCUCGAGUCUGCCAAGCCUAUCGCAGCACAGGGCUAUGAAGUAAAGUCUUGGAUCACUGAUGACUGUGAUUCUACAGGAAGCGGAAGGUUUCGCGAUGUGGUCACAAGUAGUCUGCCUCGUGAAAUGGUGCGGGAGGGUUUAGUUGGUGCUGCUCAUAAGGGUCAGAAGAACCCGCGUGACGAGGACAUGGAGAUGGAGGGGAGGAAGAGCAAACAGUCGGCACUGUGUGACGAAGAGACUGUCCGGGAGAUGUUUGACAAGGUGCUGUUGUGUACCGACAAGAACUGUGAGUUCCACUCACCAAUGCCAGCCGAUGCACAGAUCAGCGGGGGAUAUGUGAAAGGAUCUAGAAAUAAGCGAGGGCGAAGGAAGGGGAGAUCAGGUUCUGGUGCAGAGGAGGAGCCAGUUGAUCUCACAACCCUACUCAUACAUUGUGCUCAGGCCGCGGCUAUCGACGACCACAGGAACUCAAGCGAGCUGCUGAAACAGAUCAGGAAGCAUUCCUCUGCUACUGGAGAUGCUGGCCAGAGAUUGGCACACUACUUCGCCGAUGGGCUGGAGGCUCGCCUAGCUGGCUCUGGCAGCAGCAUCUACCGUUCGCUUGCUGCAAAGAGAACUUCCACUGGUGAUAUACUGAAGGCGUUCAGUUUGUAUGUCAAAGCAUGUCCGUUUAGGAUACUAUCACACUAUGUCGCAAACACGACCAUCUUAAACGCUACGAAGAGCGCCACAAGGCUGCACAUCAUAGACUACGGGAUAAUGUAUGGUUUCCAGUGGCCAGUCCUCAUGCAGCGGCUCUCAAAGAGACCUGGUGGCCCCCCGUACCUUCGGAUCACUGGUAUAGACUUUCCCCUGUCAGGAUUCCGCCCUGCAGAGCGUGUUGAGGCGACAGGGCGGCGGUUGCAUGAGUAUGCCCGUAUGUUCAAUGUCCCAUUUGAAUACCAAGCCAUUGCUGCCAAGUGGGAUACUAUCCAAGUUAAAGAUCUCAACAUGAAGAGCGAUGAGUUCGUCGUCGUUAACUGCCUCUACCGGAUGAGGAACAUGAUGGACGAGACGGUGACGGAUGACAGCCCGAGAACGCGGGUUUUGAACACAAUCAGAAAGCUGAAUCCCCAUCUGUUCGUUCAUGGGAUCGUCAAUGGUACUUACAAUGCACCCUUCUUCGUGACGCGGUUUAAGGAGGCUAUGUUCUUCUUCUCUUCGAUCUUUGAUAUGCUCGAAGCGAAUGCCUUACGGAUGGAUGAGCAUAGGCUGCUGAUAGAGAGAGAGUUCUUUGGCCGGGAAGCUGUCAAUGUGAUUGCCUGUGAGGGCACAGAGAGGAUUGAAAGGCCAGAGACCUACAAACAAUGGCAGAUGAGAAACCUCAGGGCAGGCUUCCGGCAGUUAGCUCUGGACAGGGAGAUAAUGAAGAGAGCAAGGUACAAGGUAAGCAAGAGCUAUCAGGGGGAUUUCCUCGUGGACGAAGAUAACAAGUGGAUGCUACAAGGUUGGAAGGGUCGUAUCAUAUAUGCACUUUCAGCAUGGACUAGCUAGACUUGUAAAUAUUAGUGAGCUACUGAGCUGCUUAGCUGACCUCUUCCAUUAAUUUCUUGAUUAAUCACCAUUUCAUUUUGCUGUAUUAUGUUUACGUUGUUGAAUCUAGCCCUCUUUUAGAAACCAAAGUUUUGUAUGUUUGAAUUGGCUGCAAUAAUAGAAUCUUGUCCGUGUCUGCCUGACAUAUUUGUGUUAA